CGUCAGAUCAACGGAUCGCAUUAUACACCGUGACUGAGUCUGGAGAGCAGUAAAUACCGCUGAAAAAUAAGCUAUCUUGGAGCGUACUGUUUGAACAACUGUCCAUCAAUAUUCGCAAUAGGUUUAUCAUUUAAAUUCGAUAAGAAGCGGUUUGCCAAUCGAAAUUAGUAACUGAAACUAUCUGGUUGAUGGUCAAAAAAAUGUGGUGGCUUUUAAAGUUGAUUGGUUUUUUGGUGUUAUUUGAUUUGGGGCAUGGGCAAAAUUACGCCGGUUGUGAUUACACAUACAGUUACAGCAGCUACUCAGUGGGCUACAUCCAAUCACCCAAGUGGAGUAACUUCUACGCCCCUGGAACGAACUGCCGGUUCACGAUUCAGGCUCCACCGAGACACUAUCUCUAUGCUCAGUGCUAUGAUAUGUAUCUGCCUGCGACCUACGGGUGCUACUACGACAAGCUGUUAGUGUCUUUGACCGGAGAUUCCACCCUAAGUGGAUCUCAAAUUUACUGUGGAUCGACUCCGUUCGACGUCGCUUCAAAUGGAAAUAAACUGGUGGUAGCACUUCAGACGUCUCAAUCCAUGAAUGGGGGUGGACGCUUCCGAUGUCAAAUCACUGCCAUUCCGGUAAAGUGCAACUGUGGUAGUCGAAAGACGCCACUGAUAGUGGGAGGGCAACGCACUCAAGCAAAUGAGUUUCCAAUGAUGUCUGCUAUUAUCGACUUAUCAUCCAAGUCACUUGUGUGUGGAGCUACAGUCAUUACCAAUCGGCAUGGUCUAACGGCUGCGCACUGUAUCGUUGGAAGAUCGAUCACCAACAGUGCACUGCUAGUAGGAGAUCAGAACAUGAAUUCCGGCUCAGAUACUCCUUAUGCCAAACUGAUGAGGAUUUCAACCUUCACUGUUCACGGUCAGUACAGCGCCAGUACUAAGACUAAUGACAUUGCCUUAGUUCGGACGGUGGAUGAAAUCAUCUUCGAUGCUGGAGUCAGUCGAGCUUGCCUCCCAUACAUCUACGCUGGAGCGACAUUCAACAACGUCUACCUAGAAGCCCUCGGAUGGGGAACGUUGGACUUUGGUGGUCCUCAGGCAACAGAGCUUCAGAAGGCAAGCCUCCAAGUAAUGAAUCUAACAACCUGUCGCAGUCAACUGUCGGGUAUGAAUUCGGUUCAAGACAGCCAAAUCUGUACUUAUACUCCCGGAAAGGACAGUUGCCAAUAUGAUUCCGGUGGUCCAUUGCUUUACACUGACCCAUCCGGCGGAACCGUCUACGCCAUCGGCGUCAUCAAUUAUGGCAUCACGUGCGCUUCCAAGUACCCCAGCGUGAGUGCCCGGGUCGCUUCCUAUCUCAGCUGGAUCGAAACCAACACCGGGUACGACUUCUGCGAGAAAGUGUAAUAAAAAUGCACAUUCUACACAGCCGAGAAACGAAAAUAAAAAAAACACAAGAAAUAAAACACGACAACGGAAAUAAAAAGCAUUUGCUGUGUUAAAAGUGCUUUUAAAAAUAA
Aedes aegypti (yellow fever mosquito) is the source of this 1507-nucleotide messenger RNA. Its product is annotated as venom serine protease. The coding region runs from base 189 to 1394 and encodes 401 amino acids. The record is from RefSeq and is a predicted model, not a curated record. Gene Ontology annotation, biological process: proteolysis. Gene Ontology annotation, molecular function: serine-type endopeptidase activity. Lineage: Eukaryota; Metazoa; Arthropoda; Insecta; Diptera; Culicidae. The transcript has 3 exons.